Messenger RNA from Myotis davidii, 850 nucleotides. Its product is annotated as PRAME family member 20-like. The transcript has 2 exons. NCBI's taxonomy places the organism in Eukaryota, Metazoa, Chordata, Mammalia, Chiroptera, Vespertilionidae. Bases 155 to 850 code for a protein of 231 amino acids. The record is from RefSeq and is a predicted model, not a curated record. Gene Ontology annotation, cellular component: cytoplasm.
AGGUGAAUAAAAACCUCAGGCACCAGAGAAGAGAUUCAGAGUCCUCCAGCUGUGCAGUCAGUGCCGUGGUUCUCCACCAGGUCUGAGAUCUGAGCCCCAGCCAACCGAGUCACAGCAGAAGUUUCUGCAGGAUUCCUUUCUGAAUACCUUGAAGAUGAGUAUCUGGACCCCACCCACACUCCUGAGGCUGACAGGAAGGAGCCUGCUGAGGGACCAGGCCUCAGCCAUUGCAGCUCUGGAGUACCUGCCUGCUGAGCUCUUCACGCCACUCUUCAUUCAGGCCUACCAGAGGAGAAAGCGGAAGCCCCUGAAGGCCAUGGUGCAUGCCUGGCCCUUCGCCGUCCUCCCUCUGGGCUGCCUGUCACAGUUGUCCCCGGAUAAGGUCUUAAAAGCCGUGUUGGAUGGGCUUGAUGUUCUGAUUGCCCAGGAGGUUCGGCCCAGGAGGUGGAAACUGCGGGUGCUGGAUUUAAGGAACUCGGGUGCCAACUUCUGGAGAAUGUGGUGUGGAGACAGCACCCAGAAUUGCUCACCGACGGAACCAGUGGCCGUGCACAGCUCCAGCCCCAACAUGGAGCACCCCUUGGCUCCCUUGGAGGUGUUCCUAAACCUUAACUUCAAUGAAAGGGACGGGGAUAAGUUUUUCAUGUACAUCAUCCGAUGGGCCCAGCAGAGGGAAGGGUUGCUACACCUGUGCUGCAAGGCGCUGAGGAUUUCUGAGGUGCCCUUCCAGAGGGUCAGGAGGGUCCUGGAUGGGGUGCAGCUGGACUGCAUCCAGGAGGUGAAAAUGCUCAGCCUGCGGCACCUCCGGGACCUCAACAUGGAUUCUCCCUCCUUCAUGAGCCCCUCCUAG